AUGGCCUGUCCUCCGUCAGCCCCCAUCACGCAGCAGAUCUGCAGCGCGCACAUCUCGCAGCAGCCGGAGCCGGAGGAACUGCGAGCGGCCGCCCAGUGCCCGGUGGUAGACGCGGAUGGGAAAAAGAUCCCCUUCAGAGCCCUGUACAGCGAGCGGAAAGCGAUCGUGGUGUUUGUGCGGAAUUUUUUAUGUUACACCUGUAAGGAGUAUGUGGAAGACUUGGCAAAAGUUCCCAAGAGUUUUUUAGAAGAUGCAAAUGUGAGACUUAUAGUUAUCGGACAGUCAUCUUAUCAUCACAUCAAGCCCUUUUGCAAUUUAACUGGGUAUAUACAUGAAAUGUAUGUAGAUCCACAAAGGGAAAUCUAUAAAAUACUUGGCAUGAAAAGAGGUGAAGGUAACAACACACCAGUGCAGAGCCCUCAUGUGAAAUCGAACAUGCUUUUGGGAAGCAUUAGGAGUAUGUGGAGGGCGAUGACCAGCCCAGUUUUUGACUUCCAAGGAGACCCAGCUCAGCAGGGAGGAACUUUGAUUUUGGGCCCAGGUAAUGAAGUUCAUUUUUUGCACCUUGACAAACACAGGCUGGAUCAUGCUCCCAUUAACACAGUUUUGCAGCUGGCAGGAGUUAAAACAGUAGAUUUCGCAAACAAAUCUCAGAUCAUUGACAUAUGAUACUGAAACAAUAUAUCACUUUUUUAUUUGUAAUCUA
This is a messenger RNA of Tinamus guttatus (white-throated tinamou), 706 nucleotides long. The record is from RefSeq and is a predicted model, not a curated record. Lineage: Eukaryota; Metazoa; Chordata; Aves; Tinamiformes; Tinamidae.